Molecule: messenger RNA, 807 nt
Organism: Nipponia nippon (crested ibis)
Lineage: Eukaryota; Metazoa; Chordata; Aves; Pelecaniformes; Threskiornithidae
Source: RefSeq, a predicted model, not a curated record
AUGACCAUCAUGAAACCGGGCCCUGAAGAUGGAAACGCCAGUCCCUGGUGCAGCUCCCGGCACGGGCGUGUGGCCGAGCGCGUCAGGGACCCUGUGCCCCAGCUGGACCUGGGCAAGAAGAUGAGCACACCGCAGGACCUGAUGAUCGAGGAGCUCUCCCUGCGGAACAACCGCGGCUCCCAGCUCUUCCAGCAGCGCCAGAAGCGGAUGCAGCGCUUCGUCUUUGAGCAUCCCAGCGGCUACAGGGAGCUCCCAGGGCUGGGGGCGGGUGACUCGCAUCGCACUGAGAAAGGCAACCUGGACGGAACGGCAAACGAGGGGAUGGCAGGGGAGGACACCGGGGACCAGCAGAGUUAUCACUCGGAGCUCCACGUGGCAGCGUUGCCCCAGGGUGGCCCCCCCGAAGUGCCCAAGAAGACAGAGAAAGUCUUGCAGAUGAGCAAAAUCCUCAACCCUGAUGCUCUGGCCCCGGGAUACUCAGGCCCCCUCAAAGAAGUCCCCCCGGAGAAGUUCAACGUCACCGCCAUCCCCAAGGGCUACCGCUCCCCAUGGCAGGAGCUCCUUGGUGACAAGGACAACACUGUGCAUGGUGAGAACCAGCCGCCCGUGAGACCCCCUCCGUGGGACUUCAGAAGCUUCAACAGGACUCCCACCCCGUUUGACAGAGCACUGGUCAGCGACCUGUUCUCCGUGCCCGCCACGGAGCUGGAGAACCUGAGUGUUCUGGAGGUGAUUUCCCACAGACCCAACUUCAACAGAGUGCCACAAGGUUGGGUGCGGAUUCUACCAGAGAGCGAUGAGCUGUAG